GCUGAGGCGGUGUCGGCGGCGGGAGUGGGCGCUGCGCUCGGGGAGCAGCAGCGGGGUCGGCAGCCGCGCGCAGCGCUGCUGAGGAGCGGGGUCGGCGCGGAGCGAGCAGCUGCGCCACGGGUGGCAUUGUGCUUCUCAGCGUGCUGGAGUAUUCCCAGACCAGAAGCGAGGCUGAGCCCAGAGGGCUGGGUUGCUUCAGCAGGGAAGACUCCCUUCCCCCCUGCUUCAGGCUGCUGAGCACUGAGCAGCGCUCAGAAUGGAAGCCAUCGCCAAAUAUGACUUCAAAGCCACUGCAGACGAUGAGCUGAGCUUCAAAAGGGGGGACAUCCUCAAGGUUUUGAAUGAAGAAUGUGAUCAGAACUGGUACAAGGCAGAGCUCAAUGGGAAGGAUGGCUUCAUUCCCAAGAACUACAUAGAAAUGAAACCACACCCGUGGUUUUUUGGCAAAAUCCCCAGAGCCAAGGCAGAAGAAAUGCUUAGCAAACAGCGGCACGAUGGGGCAUUUCUAAUCCGAGAGAGUGAGAGUGCUCCUGGGGAUUUCUCCCUCUCCGUCAAGUUUGGAAAUGAUGUGCAGCACUUCAAGGUGCUCCGGGACGGAGCUGGAAAGUAUUUCCUCUGGGUGGUGAAAUUCAAUUCUUUGAAUGAAUUGGUAGAUUACCACAGAUCAACAUCUGUGUCCAGAAACCAGCAGAUAUUCCUGCGAGACAUAGAGCAGGUGCCACAGCAGCCAACAUACGUCCAGGCCCUCUUUGACUUUGACCCCCAGGAGGACGGUGAGCUGGGCUUCCGCCGGGGAGACUUCAUCCAUGUCAUGGAUAACUCAGACCCCAACUGGUGGAAGGGGGCUUGCCACGGGCAGACCGGCAUGUUUCCCCGCAAUUAUGUUACCCCUGUGAACCGGAACGUCUAAGAAUCAAGAAGAGAUUAUUUAAAGAAAUUGAAAACACAAAAGAAACAUACCCACAAGCUGCCUGUAACAGCAGCCUGUGAGGGAGCUCAGAACACCUGGCUGGGUCACACUGGUGACCUUCUCACUUUGGUUGGAACUUUGGGGGGUGGGUGGGGUGUUGGAUAUCAAAAUGCCAAAACUUACCUAUUGAAUUAAGAAGAGUUUUUAUUACAGAUUCUCACCGCUGCUCCUGUUUCCCUUCCUAUGUCCUUUUUCUCAUCCUUUUUCUCUGUCCUUCGGUGCAUGAAUUUAAGGCCUCAUAUAGUCCCAGCUGAUGCCAAUAAUAAAAGAAAAGAAAUCAAGUGGGCUGUAUUUUCUCUAUGCAAAAUGUCUGUCUUAGUGAAAAUGACUGAAAGGAGAACAGUGAGUCUGUCCUCCAUAUGCACACACAGCAGGAGCUGCAGGGCAGCUGCCUCAGCUGGGUUUCCCCCAGGUAUUUCAUCACAUUGGAGCUAGAGUCAGGAGGGAGGCAUGCUGCCCACCCUAUGGCUUCCUGAGAAAGUCAGACUGCAAACCUGCGCCUCUCUCACUUCGUUCCCAGUGUCAUUGACGGUGUUGUUUCUUCAUAGUGCCUUUUUCCUUAUUUCAAGGGUUGCUUAGGCGUGGUGGCUUCUGUUUUGUUUUAAAAUAAGUUAAAAACAGUCCAGAGCUUUUCAGCCAGUUUGUCCCCUACUCUGUGUGAACAGUUUUCCUUCAGGAGAAGGGAAAGCGGGGUAAAGAAAGGAAGCAGUACAACUGAAGGUGGGUGACCUCCUGUACUGAGCCAGGAGUGUCUGCGGCUCAGCUUCAGUACUUAUGAGGCCCUCGAUGCUGGCUGUGAGCAGUGGAGCAGCUGCUGACCCCACAAGCCUGGUGCAUCUGGCUGCAAGGGCGGCACAGUGCUUGACCUCCAGGUCUCGGGUGUGCUCUGCCCUCCUAUCCCCAGAGUCUGCCAGGCACAAACUUCUGGAGCCAGCAGGUUGCAGAUAAGGAAGGCAGAAAAUGGCACCUAAGCCAUUUUCAGUCUUCGCAAGUCCAACCUUAUUAUGCCUACGCUGGGGUGAGAAUUCAGAGUAUUCACUUUUUGUUUUUCUUGCUCUUAAAUUUAGGUCCAGGCUUUCACUUAUGUGUCCCCUGACCUUCAAGGGGGUAGUGGCAGGAAGCAAGACUGGCUUUCAUGUCUCUUUCACAGAGGACUGUGUUUGCACCUAUUCCCAACACCCCAUCCUUGGAAGCCGGAGGAGUUGAGGAAGGUGAAGUGGGAAAGACAGGAAGGCCAGGCCACUCAGAGCUCUGUCUACCUUCUGCUGACUCUCGGUCCCUCGUAGCAGUAUGCCUGCUAACCGCUUCUCUCCACACAGUCACCCUUCCCCUAACAAAACCAAGGUCACUUCUCUUUCUCUCCCUGGAAGUUGGCAGCCUUUGCCCUUUGUGUUCCUAGGGGUCAGUGGAAUCUCCGCUGGACUCUGCUUGUGGAAAUGGACUUGGCGUGGAGAGCCUUAAGGCCCAGGAGACGUUGACUCUUCUGGCCCAAGCAGUCUUCACCUCCUGGCUCCCUCUCCUUCUGCUCCUCCUUUCCCCACUUAUGAUAAGAGAACUCUCUGACCUUCUACCCCUGGACCAUUUGAUUGUUUUAUUUUGAAAUUGGUGUAUAUCAUGAAGCCUUGCUGAACUAAGUUUUGUGUGUAUAUAUUUAAAAAAAAUCAGUGUUUAAAUAAAAAGACCUAUGUACUUAAUCCUUUAACUCUGCGGAUAGCAUUUGGUAGGUAGUGAUUAACUGUGAAUAAUAAACAUACAAUGAAUUCUUCA
This is a messenger RNA of Marmota flaviventris (yellow-bellied marmot), 2737 nucleotides long. RefSeq names its product growth factor receptor bound protein 2 (gene Grb2). Gene Ontology annotation, molecular function: protein binding. The record is from RefSeq and is a predicted model, not a curated record. NCBI's taxonomy places the organism in Eukaryota, Metazoa, Chordata, Mammalia, Rodentia, Sciuridae.